This is a messenger RNA of Cucurbita pepo subsp. pepo (vegetable marrow), 2393 nucleotides long. RefSeq names its product exocyst complex component EXO70B1-like. The record is from RefSeq and is a predicted model, not a curated record. Gene Ontology annotation, biological process: exocytosis. NCBI's taxonomy places the organism in Eukaryota, Viridiplantae, Streptophyta, Magnoliopsida, Cucurbitales, Cucurbitaceae. Gene Ontology annotation, molecular function: phosphatidylinositol-4,5-bisphosphate binding. Gene Ontology annotation, cellular component: exocyst.
GAAGUGAGAAAAUACUUUUCCUCUCAUUUUGUUGAACCAAAUUCAAUUUCCAAUAGCUUCCUCAAUUUCCUCACCUUCUUCUUCUCUCUCUGUCUCUCUCUCUCUCUCUCUCGCCGUUUCCGAUUUCCAGUUUCCUUCGGCCCACUGCUCCAUUUCCAAUGUCUUCUCUCCUCCUUUGAUUCUUCCGCGGUCCCAUUUUCUUCAUCUUCUCCUUCUGUUCUGUUGAUUUGUCUCUGAAAACCCUUUUCUCUUCUCAAUGGUUGACAACGGCGAGGAGAAAUUGCUGGCUAUGGCUCGCCACAUAGCCAAGACUAUGGGCCGCAACGAGUCCAUGGCUGAUGAUAUUCUCCAGAUUUUUUCCAAUUUUGAUGCUAGGUUUUCCCUUGACAAGCUCUCUGAUAAAUCCGAUGAGGUUGAUCCUAGAAGCUCUGUCGCUUUGCAGCGCUCUCUCAAGUCUUUGGACCGCCGGAUCUCCCAAUAUUUGGCGGCUGACCACCCGAUUUGGGCGGAUUCCGCCGAUUCAUCUGCUUUUCUUGACGCUAUUGAUGAGUUGAUUGCUACGAUUAGGGACUGGACGCCGAUGGCUAGGGAUAAGUCUGUUGGUACCUACCUUGCUCGCGCCGACGAUCUGAUGCAGCAGGCGAUGUUUCGUGUAAGUGAAGAGUUUCGGUCGUUGAUGGAGCGUGGAGGUGAGUCUUUUGAACUUACUCGGCAUUUCAGGAACCGUGAGUCAACGGGCGAGUUUUUCUUCGAUUCUGAGGAAGAUGAGGAAGGUGCGGAAGGAAUUCUUGGUGACGGCCUCCAGAUCCCGGUGGCGCAGCCGGUGACAGACUACAACGUUGUAAUCGAUGCGCUUCCGUCGGGGACUAUCAGCGAUCUCCAUGAGAUAGCGAAGCGCAUGGUGGCGGCUGGGUACGAGAAGGAGUGUUCGCACGCUUUCAGUAGCUGCAGGAGGGAGUUCUUAGAGGAGAGUCUUUCUAGGUUGGGGUUACAGAAGCUUAGCAUCGAUGAAGUUCAAAAGAUGCAAUGGCAGGACAUGGAAGAGGAGAUUGAGCGCUGGAUGAAAGCGAUUACCGUAUCCCUUCGAAUCCUCUUCCCAAGCGAACGACGGCUCUGCGAACGAGUCUUCGUCGGCCUCUCCUCCGCCGCUGAUCUCUCUUUCAUGGAGGUCUGCCGAGGAUCAACAAUUCAGCUACUGAAUUUUGCAGAUGCGGUCGCGAUCGGCUCGCGAGCGCCGGAACGGCUGUUCAAAAUCCUCGACAUGUUCGAGACCUUGAGAGACUUGAUGCUGGAUUUCGAUUCAGUAUUUUCGGAUCAGUACUGCUUGUUACUUAGAAACGAAGCAAUCGCAAUCUGGAAAAGGUUAGGCGGAACAAUCAAGGGGAUCUUCAUGGAGCUCGAGAAUUUGAUCCGUCGUGAUCCGGCUAAAACUCCAGUUCCGGGGGGCGGCCUUCAUCCAAUUACUCGGUAUGUGAUGAAUUACCUUAAAGCAGCCUGUAAAUCACGGCAGACUUUGGAGCAAAUUUUCGAAGAAGCCGCUCUUCCUUCGAAGGAUUACACCAAACUCGAUGACAGAGCAACAGCAUCGUCUUCAUUAUCAGUUCAAAUGGACUGGAUUAUGGAGCUUUUAGAGAGCAAUUUAGAGGCAAAAUCAAAGAUAUACAACGAUCUUUCCUUAAGCUCUGUGUUUCUGAUGAACAAUGGCCGAUACAUUGUUCAGAAAGUGAAAGACAGCGAAUUAGGAUCAGUUUUAGGGGACGAUUGGAUUCGAAAGCACUCGGUUAAAAGCCGGCAAUACCUCGGAAAUUUCCUGAAAAGUUCAUGGAGCAAGGUGGUCGGAGUAUUGAAAAUUGACAGUGGCUCCAUAGCUCCGGCUGCAAUGAAAGAGAAGCUGAAAUCAUUCAACAUACAGUUCGAAGAAAUCUGCCAAACCCAAUCUACAUGGGUGAUAUUCGAGAAUCAGCUUAGAGAAGAAGCAAAAAUCUCAGUUACCAAAAUCCUAAUGCCUGCAUAUCAAAACUUCAUCGAAAGGUACCAGAGUUUGCCGGAGUUGUCGAAGCGUACAGACCGGCAUUUGAUGUACACGGCGAAGGAUGUGGAGGCUCAGAUCACCCAGCUGUUCCAAGGAGGCGGCGGAAGGAGGUAAAGGAAAUUCUUGGCCAAGUUGUAAUUGAUUUGAUCUGUGGGUGCGACUGCAAUUGCAACUAUGAUAUGUUGGGCCAUUCUGAAUAUGAUUAGAUCUCAAAGCCUUGCUGUUGAAAGUUUGAAUGAUUGGCAAUGGCGGAUUAGAACAAAAUUUCUGGGCGUUUAAAUCUUUGAUCACUCUUAAAAUUACUGUUUAGAUUGUUCUUAUGCACACACUAGCGUAAAUAUAUAAAUUGAUUACAUUUUAA